ACUCAGGAUCUUGCCUUGAGCAGCAAACCAACUCACCACUCCUGACACCAUGAACUACUACCGCAACUACUACGGAGGCCUGGGCUACGGCUGUGGAGGCUUCGAUGACCUGGGCUAUGGCUAUGGCUGUGGAUGUGGCGGCUUCCGCAGACUGGGCUAUGGCUGUGGCUAUGGAGGCUACGGAUACGGCUCUGGCUUCGGAGGCUAUGGAUACCGCAGCUGCCGCCCGUCAUUCUACGGAGGAUAUGGAUUCUCUGGAUUUUACUGAAAUCCUUCCCUGACAACCUAACAUGAGAGGCCAUAGGAAGAUCACCCAAACUUGACUGCAAUAACAAAAAGACGAGGUCACCCUGGAUCAAGCCAAGAUCAAGAGCAGUUAGCAUCUGAGAGUUUUAAGAAUACCUAUCAUUCCAUAAUUCUUUGCUUUAUGUCUCUGGAUGUGUCUUAGUUGUACCUUUAUAGCUGUGGGGUUUCUCU
Messenger RNA from Rhinopithecus roxellana (golden snub-nosed monkey), 477 nucleotides. Its product is annotated as keratin-associated protein 19-5-like. The transcript has a single exon. The record is from RefSeq and is a predicted model, not a curated record. NCBI's taxonomy places the organism in Eukaryota, Metazoa, Chordata, Mammalia, Primates, Cercopithecidae. The coding region runs from base 50 to 268 and encodes 72 amino acids.